Molecule: messenger RNA, 957 nt
Organism: Arthroderma uncinatum
Lineage: Eukaryota; Fungi; Ascomycota; Eurotiomycetes; Onygenales; Arthrodermataceae
Product: sphingoid long-chain base transporter RSB1
Exons: 4
Coding region: 1-957 (318 amino acids)
Cellular component (GO): plasma membrane; fungal-type vacuole
Source: RefSeq, a predicted model, not a curated record
AUGGACGGCCACCCAAGUCCUAUAUCGUGCACCGAAGUCACGGCUCAGUGUCCUGUCCAGGCCUCCAUCUAUGGAUACUAUCCCAACCGCCCGACCAAUGCCGCCUUGACUGUAGCAUUCGGUAUCCUCAUGCUCAUCCAAGGAUGGCAGACGUUCAAAUACAAGACCUACAGCUACAGUUUUGCCAUGACCGUAGGCUGUCUAGGUGAAGCGAUCGGAUAUGUUGGUCGAAUUAUCCUCCACGAUAACCCCUUCUCUGCGACUGGAUUUCAGAUGCAGAUUACCACUCUGAUAAUGGCUCCGGCAUUCUUCAGCGCGGCUAUCUACUUGAUUCUCAAACAUCUCUGUCUCGCGCUGGGCCCGAACUUGUCCCUAAUCAAGCCUCGUUUUUAUACCUGGAUCUUCAUCGGCGUCGACAUUCUCUCACUUACUCUCCAGGGAAUCGGCGGCGGGCUGGCGGCUACUGCUCGCACCAACAAAGCUCAGCAGGACGCUGGAACGAACGUCAUGAUUGCUGGUAUAGUGUGGCAGGUAUUCACACUGACCGUUUUCGGCAUUCUGGUCGGUCACUUCUUCUGGCGUGUCAGGAGUGAAAAGAGACACAGUGCGAAUCCAGUCGCGAAGCAGCUAUGGGGCAGCAGGAAGUUCAAGCUGUUCCUCGGAAGUACCACGAUUGCUUUCUUUUUCAUAUUUAUCAGAUGCGUAUACAGAAUUGCUGAGAUGGUCGGUGGCUGGAGAAACGAGAUCAUGCAAGACGAGGUCUCUUUCAUUGUCCUCGAAUCAUUCCUGUGUCUCAUCGCUGCCAUACUAUUAACGGCAUUCCACGCUGGCGACUGCUUCCCUCAAAUGCGAGGGGACUUCGUGGCCACUAAAUAUGUUGAUUCGCUGCCUCUAUCCACCGACACGUCGUACGUUGCUGUUCACAAGCAGCCGCUGAUUAACAGGGAUGAUGCCUAA